Vitis riparia (riverbank grape) is the source of this 1657-nucleotide messenger RNA. RefSeq lists its product as uncharacterized. Gene Ontology annotation, molecular function: ubiquitin protein ligase activity. Lineage: Eukaryota; Viridiplantae; Streptophyta; Magnoliopsida; Vitales; Vitaceae. Bases 76 to 1395 code for a protein of 439 amino acids. Gene Ontology annotation, biological process: protein ubiquitination. Gene Ontology annotation, cellular component: cytoplasm. The record is from RefSeq and is a predicted model, not a curated record. The transcript has a single exon.
GGGGAAGUUUCAGGGAAAGCCAACAACCCAUAAAAGGGGCAAAAACCACCGCCUCCCUAACAAAGCUUUUCUUCAAUGGCGGAAGUGUCAUACCUCCUUCACCUCCACGAGGACGAAGAGGAUCACGACCACGCUCCUGAGCAUAUCGACACCCUCGAUUCUCUUCCCUAUUGGGGUCUCCAUGACUUCGACAGCUUCAACGUUUUUGUUUCCGAUCAUCCUCCCAUCGCUGUCCAUACCCGUGACCUGUUCCAGACCCGGCCCGAGCGUUCGCUUCAUGUUCGAGCUGUAGACGACAUUUCCGAGCCCGAUUCCAUCACCAACGUGGAUCUAUUGGACCGCGAAAAUCAGGUGAAUUUCGUUUUGAAUUUGUUUCAUCAGCGUGUUGAGCAGUCGCAUGUAAUGGGUGAGACUGAUCUGGUUUCGGAAACUCUAGAUGAUUCGGGUUUUGGGGUUAUUGAGGGAAAUGACGAAACGGGUUCGACUUAUUUGGACCUGGAUUUAGGGCUAGGGUUCGGUGCGGAAACGAAUUGUUUGGGGGUUGAGAAUUGUGAUUUCUUUGUGUCUAGGAGGGUUUCUGGCUCUGAAUCUGGUGAGUCAUCCACGGUUUCUGCGGCGGAACCGUUUGGGAGUACUGUAGGUUAUGUUGGGUUUGAAUCAGAUUCGGAUGAGGAUGGGAAUGCGUUAGAGGGAAUCGAUCUACAAGCUGAGGAUGAUUUCAGGUUGGACCAAACUCAUGAUGAUGAUACAAGUAUUCGCCUUUGUUGGGAUUCACUGCAGUUAGACGAUCAUAGGGAGACGAAUGAAGAUUUCGAGUGGGAGGAAGUGGAUGAUGUGAUUGAUGAGAGAGAAGUUCUAAACAUGGUUCUUGGUCCUGAUGAGGAGGGACCCAUCCCAUUAUUGCCUGUAGGUGAGCCCGUAGAAGUGGAUGUGGGGAGAGAAGAAAAUAUGGUGAGUUUGGAUUGGGAAGUUCUGUUGGCUGUUGGUAAUUUGGACCGGACCCUGGAAAUAGAACAUGAUUCAGAACCUUAUUUGGCUGAUCAUUAUGACUAUAUUUACACAUCUGAAUAUGACAUGUUGUUUGGCCAGUUUGCAGAAAAUGAGAAUGCUUUGACGGGUAGGCCACCUGCUUCAAAAUCUGUUGUCAAAAAUCUUCCUGUUGUGGUUUUGACACAAGGAGAUGUGGAGAAUAAUAAUGCACUUUGUGCUGUUUGUAAGGAUGAGAUUAAUGUUGGAGAACUAGCAAAGCAGUUACCUUGCAGUCACCGCUAUCAUGGGGAUUGCAUUGUGCCAUGGCUUGGUAUACGGAAUACAUGCCCUGUUUGUCGUUAUGAGCUGCCUACAGAUGAUCCUCAGUAUGAGCAAAGGAGAAACCGAAGAGCUGGUGGCCAGUGAAUGGCAAUUAAGGUCACCUUUAUAUGGUUUUGAAAUCUUUUCUGAGAAUUUCAUUGUGUAAGAUGUAGAUAAUGAUUUUGGAAAGAAAUCUGUCUCUAUCCUUGACGAUAAUGAAAUCCUUGAUAAAAUUAUGUGUUAGGUCAGGUUCUAAGAGUGUUUUAUUGGUAGAUUCUACACUAAGCGAUAUCCAUAUGAAUAAUUUUCCAUGUUCCAUACAUUAAUUGUGCUUGUUUCGUCUGGACAGUGAUACUUUUGCAAUCAA